This is a messenger RNA of Tupaia belangeri chinensis (Chinese tree shrew), 5107 nucleotides long. RefSeq names its product junctional cadherin 5 associated (gene JCAD). Gene Ontology annotation, cellular component: adherens junction; ruffle membrane. The transcript has 3 exons. Gene Ontology annotation, biological process: positive regulation of blood vessel endothelial cell proliferation involved in sprouting angiogenesis. Bases 67 to 4134 code for a protein of 1355 amino acids. Lineage: Eukaryota; Metazoa; Chordata; Mammalia; Scandentia; Tupaiidae. The record is from RefSeq and is a predicted model, not a curated record.
CGAGCUCUCUGCUGUCCCCCCAGAGGUGGGUCCCGCCCCCAUGAUGGUUCGAGCGGCUGAGCGUUGAUGGGGCUGGGCACCAUGUACAGUGUGGAAGACCUGCUGAUUUCUCAUGGAUACAAACUGUCCCGAGACCACCCAGCCGCACGCGAGGAUGACCGCGAGGGGCGCCAGCCAGCCAGGACAAGGACGCGAGCCGGGCACCGCCUGCUGAAUGGGUAUGAGGAUGGGCCCGCGGCCCUGGCACACAGCAGGCCGUCCCUGGGGAAAGGACACGUGAGCGACUCGGAGAGCCGCCGCAGCACGCCUAGAGGCCACGGAGAGCCCCACAGUACUUCUGCUUCCAGAGCAUCCGCGGCAGGGUUCUAUAAUCAACCUGCCUUAGCGUGGCCCUCUCAGCCCCCGCCCUGCGACGACCGAGCCUAUUGGAGAAGAGGAGGACAGGGGGUCAGAAGCCUGCUGGGCCCGAGGGAGCGAGAAGACCGAGAGGCCGGGGGGAUGGCCCAAGCCCACAGCCUGUCCGUCCACACGAGAGAAGGUCCAUGGGAAGUCGGGAGAAGGACAGAGGAUGUGAUGAAGAAGGCGAUCUGGGAAGAAGAGCUGAGAACGUCGGGUGCCGCCAAGUGGCAGAAUGUAAGCCUCGACAGCUGGAACCAGCCGAGGAAAAUAGGGAGGCAGAUGUCGGAUGGCGACGGGGAGAAGUUGUUCCAGGACCUGUACCCCUUCAUUGAAGGACAGCGUGUGCUGAACCCGCAAAACAAAAGGAAGUCCCAGUCGUUGCCCAGGGUUCUCUCCCCUGAGGGCCUCAGCUGCACGGAAAUCCCCAUUUCCAUGGGCGAUGGACACCUCCCAGGCGUCUCUAAAAUGCCCCCAUAUCCCCCGAAUUGUGCCCCGAGUUUGGAAUCCACCAGGAAUCCUGACAAGGGUGGCUCCGCAGGCCCUGGACCCCGACCUAAGUUCGGAAGACCCCUCAAGCCUGCAUCUUUCGGCUCCCACCAGUCCAGAGGAGUAGAGAGCAGCGCCUCCCAGGACAGCCUGCAGACAGACCUGUCCGUUUCCGGUUCCACCACUGCUCAGGACCCCAGGCAUGAGCUCUGCGCGUCGGACUCUGGUUUGGAGCCUCCGGUUUACGUGCCCCCGCCGUCGUACAGGUCACCCCCCCAGCACAUCCCGAACCCCUACCUGGAGGAUACGGCACCCAGACACGCGCACGGUAGUCACGGACAGCCACAGCACGCAGCCGAGAAGGCCGGGGCUGGCUGCCCGCUUCCUCCUGGCCCCCUGGGAACCGGGACUGAAUAUGGGGCCGGGCCACGCUCUCCGCGAGGGCUCCCUCCACACCCCCGCCUCGCCGCUGCCUUCGAGGGCUCUGUGCAGUACAUCCCAUUCGAUGACCCCCGGAUCCGGCACAUUAAACUCGCUCAGCCCCAGGGUUUCUACGAAGAAGCGAAGCUCGGCCCUAAGCUGUGGAGCUCUGAUCUCAUCCCUCCCCAGGAGCCAGCGCCUGGGGAGGUGCUCCGUGAUGGUGCUGUCCUGUCUCCGCAGACCGGCUAUGAGAGGGGGGCCACCUCUGCUCAGCUCAGCCCCCGGUGGCUGCGGGGCCAUCUGCCCAGGGAUGGAGAAGAUGGCUUCCCUGAGCAAAGCGACCUCCGUGUCGUGAGAGGGAGCCAGCACGGCCAUGCGGAAGGCCAGCUCUCCUCCCCAGAUGCACCGGGCGAGCGGACCUGCGAAAUGCAGACCAAGCUCAGAACGUUUGAAACUGGGAUGCAGACCAAGAAAAGUUCAAAGAAGAAAACAAGCGAGACUAUAUUUUGUUUGGUCUCCAUCCCAGUGAAAUCUGAAUCACAUCUGCCAGCUACAGAUACGAACAACAAUGACUUAAAACCGACUGCCGAUAGGAAGGACGGCUGCGAUAAGAGCGCGGCCCUGCAGGAACAGAGUCUGCUGAGCCUCUCGUCCACCGACCUGGAACUGCAGGCGCUCACAGGAAGCAUGGUUGGGGGAACAGGGUUCCGAAAACAAGAUCUGGGGGAACCAGAAGUCCACAAACAAACAAAUGACCUCAGAUUCAUCCACCUCACAAAACACAGAGAACUCCAGGCUUCCGGCUUUUGGCCGGGGCACCAGUACAGAGACCAGCAGACACAAACCAGUUUCCCCGAAGAAUCCCAGGGCACGCAGCUGCCCCCUGGCGCUGAGCACAGAGGGCCGAGUCCCUCUACGCCAGGUGCGAAGUGCCCAGAGCCGGCCGCCUUCGAGCCACAUGUGCACACCGCACUUGCUUCCAGGGACCAAAAACAGAAGCCCAGUGCUCCCAGCCCACAGGGCCAGACGUCCCUCAGCCCGUCCAGCAACAGUGCUUUCUCAAGGACUUCCUGGUCCGUCAAUCAGGCGCCUGUGUCAAAGGCGUGCCCACGGGAGCCCUGUGCAGACGUGCGUGUGCCUGCGGCCAGCCCCGGGCCCCAGCGGGAGGUGGUGAAGGGGGAACCCACGGGUCCCUGCAACAGCCAGCAGCUCUUUGGGCAGUUUCUCCUGAAACCCGUCAGUCGUCGACCAUGGGACCUGAUAAGUCAGCUAGAGAGUUUUAACAAGGAACUGCAGGAGGAGGAGGAGGAGGAAGACAGCCACAGUAGCAGCGAGGACAGCGAAGCUGAGUGGCUGCAGGAAGACCCGGCCGACCCCAGACCAGAGAGUUCAGGCUUCCACAGGCACGGCCAGGAAGUGAGAGUCGAGCAGGAACCGAGGAUGUUGGUGCCGGAGGACCCUGCGUGGCUGGGAAGAGUUCAGAGCAAGCCUGAGAGCUGGAGUGGGGAGCCAAAGCCCGGCCUCCCGCAUGCCCAGCCUCAGUCCUCGGGCCCCACGCAGGGGGGAGAUGGCAGAGGGGAGCCUUGGCAGUCAGUAGGCUGGAGCCCGGCCACAGAGGAGAGACGCCGGGAGGACGGAAGUGGAGAGAGCAGACUAGCGCUCAGCCCGGGUCCUGAGAAAGGCAGGGUGUCUUCAAGGUCCAGUGACACGAAGCCCAGCCUCCUGUCCUAUCUGGCUGAACCAAGGGAGCCACAAGACAGCUGGGAAUUCACCAGUGCUGUAAGUUCCACGAGGCCAAGCCACAUGCUCCCUCGGACUGCUGACGGUGAGGAGAGGGGCACUGCAGUCCCACUGUCCUUUACCGACAAAAGCCGAGGCCUCUCAGCACCAGAUUUACGGUCUCUGGGGCUUCCCGCGGGACAAGAACAGGAGACCCCGGGGUUGGACGGGACUCUGGGGGAAGCAAGGGCCGUAGCAGCCCCCCCAAGUGAGUCCCUGCAAGCGAGGGCUGCCAGGAUCCUCGGCAUUGAGGUGGCAAUGGAGUCCCUUCUGCCAGGAGCCAGGAAAGAGGGACAGAGCCAGCUCCCUGAGCCUGUCACCAACACCAACACCUGCAGCCCAGGGCCCUGCAUGGAGGAGCUGCCAGUCAGCCCAGCACCAGCAGGUGGCCCCCCGGCACCUGCCGACGCCUUUUACGGCAGGAGGAAGUGCGGUUGGACCCAGAGCCCUCUCUUUGUCGGGGAGAGGGACGGCGCCAGGAGGGCCCCUCAGGCCUCUGAGCACAUGGGUGUGGAUGGGCUCAGAGCCCCCAGCCCUGAGCCUCAGCCCGACCCUGGGGAGCUUAAGACCUUUGAUCCCAAGGACGAGGAGGCAAGGCCGUCAUUCAGGUCCACCCUGUUCCACGUUAUAGAAAGGACCCCAAGCGUGUCGGGUCCAGAAAAGAAGCUAAGAAGUCCUUCCAAAGUGAUCGAAAGUUUACAAGAGAAACUGGCUUCCCCCCCGAGGAGGGCAGACCCUGACCGCCUGAUGAGAAUGAAAGAGGUGACGUCGGUGUCCCGGAUGAGGUUCCUGAGCUCCAAGACCCCCGACUCCACUGAGGAGACCGAGGAGCUGAAGGUCACCAGGGGUCAGGCUGGGCCACCAGAGGCAUUCGUGUCCCUGAACGGCAGGGACUGGGCUCGGAGACCAGGCCACCUGCUCCCUGUCUCCAAGAGCAUCAUCUCCCAGGAAGAAAACGGGCACCCAGCAACACAGAGGCAGAGGAGGACGGCUGAGCAGGACUUCUGGGGCCCAGAUUCGUAUGACCCUAGCAGAGUGGAGAGGGUAUGACAAAAUGCCGGCCAAGCCCCGGACCACCGCAGUUUGCUGCGUCCCCUCGGCUCUGGUCCCACCACCCUCCACCACUGCCGUGGGGGACGCUCAUCUGUACAGAACAGCUGUGAGAUAGAGCAGGAGCGCGGGGGAACCGUCCUCGUCACAGCAUGAAGAUGCAAUGCCUGUGUUUAGGGAAGGGUUUUCCUAGUGAACCCUUCAUGGUGGGUGUGGCCAAGCUGGUCCGUGGUUAGGUGUGACUCUGGUGCUGUGUGAGAGUUCAAACAUGGAAGAGCUAGCGGAUGAUUCUGAAAGGCCUGCAGAUGUUCCGAGUCCCCCUCAGUGUCCCCGUGGCCCACAGCCCUCCCUCACACCGAGGAGGUGCACGUGGACCGUGGACCGGUGUUCCAGCACAUUCAGGUGGGGGAAUGUGAGUGCAUGUCUGUGACCCACACUGAUCUACUUGGCCUUCUGCUGCAGGAAGUAGCUUUACCUAUAAGUCACUCGCCGUCAGAGAACAAAAGCAAUAUCUUUUAAAUUCCUAAAAGGUGAAAACUCGUACUGUAAUAUACUAAGAGUAUUAUUUAUCUGGCAAUGAAGUACUUUGAUCGCUCGCAAACAUGCCAUUGUCUGCUUUGCACUCAGUAUUAAUCUAUUUUUGUUUCCCGUAUGGAUAUUUAGAAAUUCUUUAUAUGAAAAAUAAUUGCUGGUUUAAAAUAGACCAUUUUAACAAAGUAACUAUAUUUCUUUUUACAAAAAAAAAAUGCUAUUUUUCUAUGAUGUAAACAAUUGUUAGGGGGCAGAUUUUUAAGGAAGUAUUAUUUUAUUUAAGAGUCUGUAUUCCUUCAUGUGGGAGGGCCCAUAGAGGGUUCACUUUGGCUUUAAAGCGAAUGCCCCUUUCCCAUUCAUAACUCUGCUUUCAUUUUAUUUUAGAAAAUGUCAAUAUAGGCAUAUUGGAGGGUUAAGAAAAUACACUUUUUACAAUUUUGGA